This is a messenger RNA of Exophiala xenobiotica, 1831 nucleotides long. RefSeq lists its product as uncharacterized. Gene Ontology annotation, biological process: translational initiation. The coding region runs from base 203 to 1600 and encodes 465 amino acids. NCBI's taxonomy places the organism in Eukaryota, Fungi, Ascomycota, Eurotiomycetes, Chaetothyriales, Herpotrichiellaceae. The transcript has 2 exons. Gene Ontology annotation, molecular function: translation initiation factor activity; guanyl-nucleotide exchange factor activity. The record is from RefSeq and is a predicted model, not a curated record. Gene Ontology annotation, cellular component: eukaryotic translation initiation factor 2B complex.
AGAAAAGAUUCGGCCGACAACCACAUCAAUCAUUUACAAACCUGCAGCACACGACUGACUGUACACACACAGCGCCGACUGUGAAGCCCGAGCAGGCGGUUCACCCAGCACCAUCAGAGACUUCUUGACUUACAUCUUGGGUGUCUCCCUCAAUAUCGAGCCUCGUCCACAUACUUAGCUUUCCAAGUCAAGGGCUGCCACCAUGGCGCCCACGGCAGCACCUUUGACCCCUGGGUUCUCCAGUUUUCAGCGAGUCCUCUCUACUGAACCGGUCGACUCAUCCACAACCUACCUCGUCUCAUUGCUCAAACGACGGCAGAUCAAAGGAUCAAAACGAUGCGCUGUCGCAACUACGCUCCUCCUCCUUCGCACAGUCGAACUGAGCAAGCAAGCCGACUCUGACAGACUAAUUCACAGAGUCACCGAGGUUGGCAAAAAGCUCAUGAACGCUGCACCACAUGAACCCGCGGUUGGGAACAUAGUACGCAGGGUCCUUGGGAUAAUCCGAGAAGAAGCCGAAGACGACGCAGCCGCCGGAGCAGAAGGAGGCAGCGCAGAGAGUGAUGCUGGCCUUGAUUCUCCUGCACCUCUUGAACGACCCUCACUCUCUCAUUCAAUACCCAACGGCUUCUCAAGACCAUUCGACACGAACGCCAGUCCAUCACCGCAACGCGGCAUGACCCGUCCUCCGUUACUAUCCUCACACACCGGCGCACCAGGCGGCGCCCGCCCGGUUACCUCCAUGUUCAGCAUUAUCUCUCAUCCAACUAUGCGACCCUCAGGGGGCGAUUCACCGGCCCACGGCAGCGGCACCGUCACACCUCGAAUGACUCUGUCAGGAAUGCUUUCCAACCUCCGUCAGGAAGUUAUUAAAGGCAUCAAAGAGAUCAUCGACGAGAUCAACGGCUCCGACGACGAGAUCUCAUCCGCUGCCCUCGACCAGGUCCAUCCACAGGAAACCAUUCUCACAUAUUCCUCCUCUGUCACCGUACAGCGCUUUCUACUCAGAGCUGCGUCCAAACGCAAGUUUACUGUCAUCCAUGCAGAAGCAUACCCAAACAAUCACCAGAAGACCCACGGUCUACUUACAGGCUCCCAAGACGGUGCCGAGGAUGACGAUAUGCUACCUAACGAAGCCUUUUCCAAACCGUUGACCUCAGCUGGCAUAACUGUCGUCAUGAUUCCCGACUCGGCCAUAUUUGCAGUCAUGUCGCAAGCUACCAAGGUCAUUCUCGAUACACAUGCUGUUUUGACGAAUGGCUCGCUGGUGGCUGCCGCAGGGACAAAGGCUGUGAUCAAAGCCGCCCGAUUCCACCGCGUGCCAGUAGUUGUACUGGCUGCGACGUACAAGCUGUCACCGACAUACCCAUACGACCCUUAUAAGCUGAUCGAAUACGGUGACGCCGGGAAAGUGGUACCCCUACAAGAUGGUGAGCUGCGUACAGGUCUGGAUGUUGCUGUCAGAAAUCCGUUGUACGACUAUGUCGAGGCUGGAGACGUCGAUUUGUUUGUGACCAACCAAAUUCCUGCCGUGGUGAGCACGGGCUAUCUCUACAGGGUGGUGAGAGAGCAGUAUCAUGACGAAGACCUGCAGCUAUAAUGAGCAACCAGCAACCAUUCAUGCAAGCUGUCAGAGACUGUAGCGAAAGAUGGGGCCAAUUGCAUGUUAACGGCCUUAUCAUGGCUGCGUUAGCUGGAAGGCUAACUGGGGGGCCAAGGAGGCGAGAGGCGCUCGACCAUGAACAAUUUUGAUACCCAGGUAGCAUGGAUGUUUUGUUUCUAAAUAGUGACAUUGUCUUCCAGGCAAGAGUAUGCUUUCACACGCUGAUGA